GUGAUUUUAGGUGGAAAGAGAUGUGCCAGUUGUGGCGUGUUUUGUUUGUGUUGUUUAUUUAUAGCUCGGGUACCAUAACAGAACAGGGUUUCUGCAAGGAAAAAGGCUGUUCAGAAGAAAGGGAAAGAGCGACACUUGCUAAAUCACAGUCGGAAAGAGAAACAGUUCGUUCAUCUGGCAUGGAGUGGAGAUCCCACGGGAGAGAUAACAACGAUUUAGUCUCGCAGCUCACGCGAAAUAAAAUUCUGAAAACUCAGCGAGUUCAGGAGGCAAUGAGAAAGGUGGAUCGUGGAAAUUAUUGCGACUUUUCACCGUACUUGGACUCGCCUCAGUCUAUUGGUUAUGGCGUGACAAUUAGCGCGCCCCACAUGCAUGCACACGCGCUAGAAAUGCUGAAGGAUCAUUUGCUCGAAGGAGCUAAAGCAUUGGAUGUCGGCUCAGGUAUUGCCGAGAUACGUAGGUAAACAUUUUCACACGGCCGCACGUAAUAUAAACAGCGAACAUGAAUAGAGAUUGAGUAAGAAAAUGCGUACAAUAAGAGGUAUGGGGCUCUGUGGAAAUUUCACUGGCUUGUGACUGCUGACACAGAAAGCUCAAUUUUGUGCAGGUUUUACAGCGUGUUUUUAUGGUACCAAGUGCACAAGUAUAAUUUCCUGCUGAGGGGGAGUGACCCUGUAGCCAAUGUGGGCAGUAACUUAUAGGGGUAUAGAAUAUUUCCUUGGAAAACGUUACUCUUUGAAAAUUUUGCCUCGGUCUCAAAAUCUCGGAAGCGUUUGUGACAGGUCAUGAAGUCUUGUUUUUGGGUGAUUUGCAUCUCGGAGUCUUACAGUUUUUUAAGUCUGGGACUCAUAUUUUUUAAGGGGAGUCUCAAAUCAGAGUCUCACAAAGUCUCAAAUUUACCAUUCUAUGCCCCUUAAAUUAGACCCACCAAAAACUUUCUGUCUUCAAAAUUACAUACCAUAGGUCCUCACUGCUAGCUGGAAUUAUUCGUGUGAUAAGCCACUGUAUGUGCAUGGAUAAUUUGUACUUAUUUUUGUUCUAACUAAAGGUAGAGAUCAACACUUGUCGCUCUAAGGUCAUGUGGCUUUCAUAAACUUAAGGGAGGAGCUAUUGAACAACUUUAAAAUAAAAUUAUAUUCACCAAAACACUCCUAUCUUUCAGACACCUUCCCCUCAGAAGGAGUAACCCCAUGCGCCAGAAGUAUUAACCAGAGUGUUGGGUUUCAAUGAUUGUUCCUUGGUUAUGGUGCAUAGGGUGAUCAUCACUGACAGUUAACCACUUACAGUCUUUUUUAGCUUGAACAUUAAUUUUGAUUUCCCAUUUCAGACCUGGUCAGUGUUACCCAAAUGUCAUGAUAUUGAUAUGUACAUGCAUGUGGGCAUGAUUUAUUAAAAGACAAAAAGCAAAUUCCCUGGAGAACAUCACAUCAUGUCACAUGGCCUGAAUUGAACCAUAAUAAUAAUAUUGUUGUUAUACAUUGUACUCACUAUCUGUCUUCUCAUUGGCUAAGAACCUACAGCUUUUCUGUAGGUUGUGUGGGCAAUGCAUGAUUUCCAGUAACAACAUUAUUCAGGUUCCUUGCGAUGAUGUGUUUGUCAUUAUUUUCUUCAAAACAAUGUAUAAUAAAACAAUUAUUAGAUUUGGUUUUUUAGAUUUGGUUUUGUGAUAUGCGGCCCCAAAGGGUAGGGUUUUUCAACCGUUUUGGUCUCGAACAGGGUAACGAUUUUUUGCACUGUAGUCUUGAAUGCACUUUUUUAGAAGAAGCUAUUUCCUUAUCAUGUCCCCCUAACCUAAUAAAAGAUAAAUAAAAUUGCCUUUAACAUUGGUCUGAACUAGGGAAAUAAUUAUAAGGCAGGUCUGAAACAGGGUAUUGAUUUAAGGGUCAGGUCCGGAUGUCAUAAAAAACCUCAUCCAGGUCAUAAAUAAUAAGGGUUUUAUAAGUACCCCCGGGAAACAUAAUUAUUGUUUCGGCCUUUUAUUUAACUCUUACCCGAUCUUGAUUAGAUGUCACAAAAACCUCAUCUGAGAUGGGCUAUUCUGAGAUGGGCUAUUCCAAGAAGCAGCAAGGGGGGGAGGCAUGGGGAGGGGUUGUGGAGACAGGUUAAUGACUUGCUUAAAUUUGUUAUCUUUGAGGCAGUCAGUCUUCACUAGGCUGCAUCACAGACAUAAUCUAAUUCCGGUUAGUAACAUCUGCGAAGCAGUGCCAAGAUACUUGUUUUUGGCCCCCUAAAACAUGGCUUGCACUCGAAUCCUGGUACACAGGUGGAGCCAGCCCAGAACAAGGAUUUUGGCGCUGUUUCAGAGUCAGACUAAACAAGAGUUCAGGUUUAUCUGUGGUACUGGAUUUGUCUACUCCAAUGCAUUCUUUAAGACCUCUGUUUUCAUGUUUGUAGAUGGGGUCUGUGCUGUUGCUGUCUUUGAGCUAUUUUGUGUUUUUAAUUUUUUUGUUUAAUUCUUGGCUUCCUCACAACAGCAUUCUGAUCCCAUUUCAGGGAGCGGUUACCUCACUGCCUGCAUGGCUGAAAUGGUAGGAAAAACUGGGAAGGUAGUUGGCAUUGAACACAUCCCUGAACUCGUGGAGCAGUCAAAGCAAAACAUCAAGCGUGGCAAUGCUGAUCUUUUGGAGAGUGGUCAGGUUGUUCUUGUGACAGGUGAUGGACGACAGGGAUAUGAGAAUGGUAAGUGGAAAGGCAAUAGAAAGAGUCAGAACCUUGAUAUGCUUGAGUGACAAAAUAGGAGCAGUGGUGAGUGCAGUGGUGAGUGCACUCACCUUCCACCAAUGUGGCCAGGACAGAGUUUGUUGUUGGUUCUCUCCCUUGCUCCGUGAGGUUUAUCUCCAGGUACUCCAGUUUUCUUUCCAAUUCCACUAGAAAUGGUCAAGGAAGAACCACUUACUUUGUGCUGUGCUUAGCUAUAAAUCAAUUUUAUUUAUAUAUUUAGAAGUUAUAUCAAUUCUACUGCAGUUAAUUUACAUCUCUUAUAAAACUUAAUAUUAUAUUUUUGUUUAAUAUCCAUUACUGAAAUAUUUUACCAGGUCAGAGCAUGCUAGCGGGAUAUAUGGUACACUUCAGUUCUGAAACCAUUUUUCAAUGUUCAGAGAGUUCAGAGAAUUUACUGAUGUUAGGUUUAUUACAUCUUGUGUUCUGCAUUCAAUCGACAUACAAGAAGUAUUUAUGUCCUUUCAUCUUACAUACCAUUGUUGGAUAGUUUCUUGGUGUUGCAGACAGCUGUGAGAUCACCAAAGGAGUUAUCACAGUCGAUUGAAGAUACACUGAACAAUAUGUCCACACUGUAAUACAAAAUGUACCCAACAGUGGCUCCCACAACACCAAGAAAGGACCCUUUUUGGAAGUUUCUUUUUUGUGUGUCAUCACAAUUUUGCUGUUUUGCUACACAAUAUACAUUUUCAUUUUUCCAACCAAUAAUCAAGUUUUAAAUAUAACUUUUGUAAAUUUUACAGAAGCUCCAUAUGAUGCAAUACAUGUUGGUGCCGCAGCUCAUCCCAUUCCAGAUGCCCUCAUAAAACAACUUAAACCUGGCGGCAGGCUGUUUAUACCUGUUGGUCCCACCCAUGGAGACCAGUGGCUUGAACAGAUCGACAAGGAUAAAGAUGGAAAUAUAGUACGACAAAGGCUAAUGGGUGUGAGAUACGUGCCUCUCACAGACAGAGCACAGCAAAUAUGGAGAAAUUGAAAAUGGUAGAUUUUAUGAACUGAAGCAACUAUCAGGACCAUCCUGCUAUCUAUUAUGGGUGAAAGCCUUUGUUUGGCUUACCCAAUCAAAGUAUUUACGUAAAGUGACCAGCAUUUUGGAACCAUUACAAGAACUUG
This is a messenger RNA of Porites lobata, 3831 nucleotides long. Lineage: Eukaryota; Metazoa; Cnidaria; Anthozoa; Scleractinia; Poritidae. The record is from the annotation of a GenBank genome assembly.